GCAGUCGAGUUUUCUUUGCGUCUUGUUGUUGGUGCGCGUUGAAAAUUCGUGAGAAAUAAGUUUUUUCAUAACAAAAGUUCUUAAUAAUUUAUACAUUAGUGAUUAUAAAGUGCACCCGUACUCACUGCUAGUUUAUUUUAUGCUGCAAAAGCGCAAGUCUCCAUUGGAAACACCAAACACAAAUGCUGUGAAAUGUGUUCAGUUAUUUGAUUAACCCAGUUUAUAUUAUUUAAAUACUCGGAGAAAAUCAUUUUGUGCCUGCCAAUAAGUAUUUUAUAGUAAACAGAAACAUAAAAAGGCGGCGAAAAUAGGAAGAAGAAGCAACACAGCGGUAGCAAGCAGACACAACAACAACAAAAAAACAUGGCCACUGAAAUGGAUGAGCUCAUUGAGCAGCUGAAGACGACAAGCGUCGGUUUGGACAAUACAACGACGACGCUGCUCUGCGAGAUUUCGGCGACAAAGGAUCCGAAGCUGUUCGACAAACACGAACUGGCCGAGUGCUUUCUGCGUCUGACACAAUGCGAGGACAUGAGUGUGCGCAAGGAGGCGGCCAAGUGCAUAGCAGAGAUAACCAAGUCGGAGGUGCAACGCAAGAAGUUCACCAAACGUGAAAUCAUCGCUGCCUUCCUCGAGUGCCUGCGUAAUGUGCCAGCGGCCGAUGGCAGCAUGGAGCUGCCCAUACAGAUUUGCCGGGCGCUGGGCAACAUCUGCUACCUGAACGAUGAGGCGCGCGAUCUCAUAUUGGAGCUGCAGGGCGAUGAGGUGCUGUUGCGCCUACUCGACAUAGCCAACAUCGACGAUGUGGCCAAUGCGCCCCAGUUUAUCAAAGUCCGGGGCGGUCUGCUCUCCAAUUAUCUGCUGGGUGGCGAAGGUCUGGCCAAGCGCGCCAUGGAGCUGGGCAUUAUGCAGCAGCUGCAGCGCAUUGUGGAUACCGGUACCAGCAAUGUGGAACAGCAUGAGGAUCUGUUGCUCAACACGCUGCCGCUCCUCAGCAUACUCACCGAGAACGUGGCCGAUCUGAACUUUGAGGCCCAGCUCAAUUUACAAUUGUCGCGCAUUUUGGCCGCCUCCACGAAUCCAGAUCUGGCCGAAAUGUGUCUCGAGCUGCUGCAUUAUCAGGCCGAAAGUGAUGAGGUGAAACUACUGCUGGCCAAGGAUGGCCUCUGCGAGACCAUUUACAAUCUGCUCGAGAAAUACAAGACCCUAGCCAGCACCAGCGAAGCGCGCGCCCUCAUGAAACUGGCCUGCGAACUCAUUGUGCUCAUCCUGACAGGCGAUGAAUCCAUGCACUACUUGUAUACAACACCGCUGCUGAAGAACAUGGUUGACUGGCUGGACUCGACGGAUAUUGAUCUAUUAACUACUGGGGUGCUGGCCCUGGGCAAUUUUGCGCGCACCGACAGCCACUGCAUCUAUUUUGUGGAGCAGCAGACCAUGAACAAGCUGCUGCAGGUGUUGGCCAAGAAUAACGGCGUCAAGGACGAUGUGCGUCUGCAGCAUGCGCUGCUCAGUGCGUUGCGUAAUCUGGUUAUACCCAAGCCGAACAAGAAUGCGGUCAUUCAGGCGGGUCUGGUGCAAACAAUACUGCCCAUGCUGGAAAUCCAUCAGCCGCCAGUGGUAUUCAAGUUGCUUGGCACACUGCGCAUGACCGUAGAUGGUCAGGAGAAACUGGCGCUGGAGCUGUUGAAGAACAAAACUCUGAUCGAGCAACUGGUGCACUGGAGCAAAUCGUCAGACUAUGCGGGCGUCACUGGCGAAUCGCUGCGCCUGAUGGCCUGGCUAAUUAAGCAUGCGUAUCUCAGCAAGAUUGCCUAUGCGCUGCCCCGCAAAGGUGAUGCACCCGCCGAGCAAAUAGCCGAUAAAAUACCACUAUCCCAGGACUAUGAUCGCAGCAGUCUCAGCGAGUUUCUAGCCAACGAGGGCACCGUCGAGGCAAUGGUCAGCAUGCUGACGGCCCAGCAUCUGGUCAUGCAGAACGAGGCCCUGAUUGCAUUGUGUAUACUCUCCGUUGUGUAUCUCUCGAAGCGCAGCGAGGCGGAGCAGGCGCAGCAUCUGCAGGAUGAGCUCAUUAAAUGUAAUGUGGGCUCUAAGCUGGCGGAGCUGAUUACCAAGUCAUCGGAUAGCAUGACCAAGGAGAUUGUCGAGAACUUGCAAAACUGCAUCAAUUUGCUAAAGUCCUCGGAGAAGCUGGUCGCCCAUCUCGAGCAGCAUAACAUUAACGAGCUGCUCAAAUCGAUACCAAUUCUAACGGAAUACUGCACCUUGUAAGGAUGUUCAAAGGGAGCGAUAUCCGGCACAUUGCAUUUAUAAGAAUACGAGAAUUUUACCCCUCGCUCUCCAAAGCACCGCCAGUUGCCUAUCUCAGCACUCACACUCAAUAACACACACACACACACAUACACAGAUGCAAACACUUCACAUGACCGACAACAAGUCGCCAAAAAGAGAAGAGAUUUGGCUUCCAACAUGUAGUUUCCACCUUAGAGCAACGAUUCAGAACUAGACUUCAGAUUGUAGAAACCGAAACCGAACAGAAAGUCACAGAAUAGAACAGAACAGAAGAAACGGAAAUGUAUUUUUUAGACGCAAGCGUAUUUUUACUGCAUUUACCAUAAACAUAUAUAAUUAAUUAAAUAUACAUACCACAUACAUAUAUAUUUACAUGCAAUAUAUAUAUAUGUAUGUAAUUAAUUAAGCAUAUAACAAACUUUUCUGUUACAUGAUUUUUAAGAGCACAAUAACAACAAAUCGUGGUGAUAUCGCUAAGUAUAUUAAAUAAAUGUAUUUUACGUAUUGUACUUAUAAUUUUUAAUAAAACAUUUUACAAAAAAA
Messenger RNA from Drosophila grimshawi, 2835 nucleotides. RefSeq names its product rap1 GTPase-GDP dissociation stimulator 1 (gene vimar). Gene Ontology annotation, cellular component: cytosol. Bases 364 to 2271 code for a protein of 635 amino acids. NCBI's taxonomy places the organism in Eukaryota, Metazoa, Arthropoda, Insecta, Diptera, Drosophilidae. The transcript is spliced from 4 exons. The record is from RefSeq and is a predicted model, not a curated record. Gene Ontology annotation, molecular function: guanyl-nucleotide exchange factor activity; protein binding. Gene Ontology annotation, biological process: positive regulation of GTPase activity.